AUGCUUCUCUUUUUCCUUAUUCCAGUUGUAAAUUUAUGUAUUCCUACUCAACAAGUGGAAACCACUUCUACGACAACUACGACAACCACAACAACAUCCACGACCACAACGACUCCUAGUGUUUACUGCUGUUGGAGAUCGCACAGUUGCGGACAGUGCUGUGCUGCGGAGGGAGCAGUCGUUAGUGGAGUUCAGAAUCAAGCUGAGUUACAAUACAUGCAAGAUUCAUACGUCUCGCUUUACGGUUCUGAAACGGGAUCAUUUUGGGUUGGUGCUAAAAGGACGGCCGCAUGUCUUGAAUCGCAAUUGACCUUAACAUGUAACGCACUGAAUUCUCUUGAAUGGACAGACGGCUCGACGACCGGUACCGAUGGAUUUUUGUGGAGAAACGGAGACCCGAACAAUGGAGGGAUUUAUUACCCAGCGUAUAAGGAUAAUUGUCUCGCUGUUGACGCCAGAGUGGGUUUAUUGGCUGAUCAACCAUGCGGAACAGCACAUUACAUGGGAUAUGGGUGUGGAAAAACGCCAAUGUGAUUCCCCACAAUGAAUAAUAAUUUAUUUAUUAAUAAAUGAAUGAUAUUGAAAUGUGUAAAAUGUGUAAAUGUGUAUUAGGGUGAUCAGUAAAUCGUGUCGUUUCUUGGUGA
Molecule: messenger RNA, 644 nt
Organism: Caenorhabditis elegans
Lineage: Eukaryota; Metazoa; Nematoda; Chromadorea; Rhabditida; Rhabditidae
Gene: clec-243
Product: C-type lectin domain-containing protein
Exons: 6
Coding region: 1-534 (177 amino acids)
Molecular function (GO): carbohydrate binding
Source: RefSeq, marked reviewed